Molecule: messenger RNA, 1905 nt
Organism: Aphanomyces invadans
Lineage: Eukaryota; Oomycota; Saprolegniomycetes; Saprolegniales; Verrucalvaceae
Exons: 9
Coding region: 1-1905 (634 amino acids)
Molecular function (GO): protein binding
Source: RefSeq, a predicted model, not a curated record
AUGGACACGUCGGCUACGCUGAAAGACGUCGUCGCAGACCCUGCAAACGAUGGAGCGCCCCCUGGAGACAUCAACCCGGACGAUCCGGUCGCGGAGACUGCACCGAUCGACCUCCCGCCACGCAUGGACAUCCUCCAUCAGUUGCACGCGACAGAAGGAGAGCAGGCACAAGGAAGCGCUCUCUUGCAGCACUGCAAAGACGGCGCGCUGGAUGCGGUGGCGAAGCUCGUGCGAGAAGGCGCGCCCCUUUGCUUUCUCACCACGACGGGGUGGAUGCCGUUGAGUGUGGCGAGUUUCCACGGCCGAUUCGAGGUAGUGUCUUAUCUCUUGUCGAUGGGCGCCGGCGAGUAUUACAAACAGCUCAAGCAGCAGCAACUGGCGAAUUCGAGCACCGCGAGACAGAGCAGCGCCGACAAGGCCAAGAGAGCCGUGCAGCAAAACACGCCUCUGCACUGGGCUUGCUACAAGGGCCACGCCCCAGUCGUGUGGGCGCUGCUGUCGUGGGGAUUUUCCGUCGACGACGUCGACACGUGUGGAAACCAAGCGCUGCAUUUGGCAUGUUCCAGCGGCAACUUUGAGAUCGUUCAGAGUGUUCUCGCCCACGCACCAGACCUGGCGGCCAGGAAUUUGUAUGGCAACACGCCGCUCGACAUGACGACGGACUCGAUGUGCCGCAAGCUGCUCAAGAAGAUUCACACUCAAGCGACAUGCGACCACUGCAAGGAACCGUUUGGGCGGGACCGGCGCCAAUGUCUGUGCCAGCAAUGCCACAACAUUUACUGCAACGUCGAUCCGUGCUCCACCGCGGUCGAAGUCCCAUGGAACAGCCACGACAGCGCCGUGCGCAUCGUGCAAUAUUGCUGCGACUGUAACCAAGGGCUCGCCGUCGUCGAGCGCGACUUGAAACACAUCCUGGCGACGAAACUGAAGACAGUCGAAGAUAGCUUGUCCAACAUCCACGCGAUCGAGCUGGACGUUCGAGCCGCCGCCAUCCUUCCCCCCCCGUCAGAAGGCGCACUUCUGGACGCCGACGGGGGAGAGGCUAGCACAUCUGCACCCGUUCCCAAGGACUACCACGUGAAGGUGUUGACGGCCGCGCUCGCUAAACUCGACAGCGACGUGGCAGAUGUCGAAGCACUCCAAACCGCCAUCUCGGACGCCCAGAUCAAGUCGGCGAACCCCCGGUUGAUUCAAGGUGCCCACGACGCGUACAAACGCCUUGUGUCACACUACAAGCUCGUGGACGAGAUCAAGCGCGUCCUCGUAGCACGUCCAGUGACAGUUCGCUCGUCCAUCCAUGGCCUGCGCGCGGCGUGGCGCGAAGCCAAGACGGAAGGCGUGAGCCCGAUUCUCCUUGAAGCCGCAACGCGCGUGAUAGUGAUGGCCGAAGGCGAAGUCACGUUGUACGGGUACUACAUGCUGAGCGCACGCAUCGCGCUCGGGUCCAAGGCCUACUUGAAUGAUAUGACGAAGCUGAGCCAUGGGAUUGCGGCCGUCGAGGACAAGGGGGUGAGCGACGCGUUGCUCCGCAAUGCCAAAGUCCUUCGGGACAAAUUGUAUGCCGAGAUGGCGAUGGAAGAAGCGCUGAUGCAGCAUGACGAGCAAGUCGACCCGUCCACGAACCGCCCCGUGUACGUCUUUUCCGACGGGAAGAUGUUCUCGACGCUGUUGGAGGCUCUCAACCAUCGCAACCUCGUCGUGACGACGGCGUUGGACGUGGCGAUGAAACUCGACGAAACCACGCCGAUCUCGCCCGUAUUGACGGACCAAGCCAAGGAGCUCCUGGUCAAGCUCAAGAAGGAUAUCAAGGACGAGCAAAAGCACGAGGACGAGCGGCGCCGGCUCGAGGAGGAAGAGGCGGCGAAGAAGGCCAAGAAGGGCAAAAAGGGCAAGAAGGGCAAGUAA